This is a messenger RNA of Manihot esculenta (cassava), 1917 nucleotides long. RefSeq names its product common plant regulatory factor 1. The transcript is spliced from 13 exons. Bases 365 to 1636 code for a protein of 423 amino acids. Gene Ontology annotation, biological process: regulation of DNA-templated transcription. Gene Ontology annotation, cellular component: nucleus. The record is from RefSeq and is a predicted model, not a curated record. Gene Ontology annotation, molecular function: DNA-binding transcription factor activity; sequence-specific DNA binding. Lineage: Eukaryota; Viridiplantae; Streptophyta; Magnoliopsida; Malpighiales; Euphorbiaceae.
UACCUCUUUCUCUCUCCUCUGCGUUCUAAAAACCGAACUCGCUUUUUUGUCCCUCUCAUUGCAGAGAGAGAAAUGCAGAAGCAGUGGAGUUGCCUUACUGUUUCUAUUAAGUAAUUUAAGUUUUGGCGAAGAGUUGAAGAUUAUUCAACAUUGAAGUUUCUAUCAGUUCCUUAAUUUCUUAUUUUCCGGAGGCCGAAGAGAAGCAGAUUUGGGUUUUUGAUAGUCAAAGGCGUUUUCCUCUCUGCUCCUGUCACCUUCUCUCUCAACGUCACUUUGACGUGUCUGCCUUAGGUGCAGGUGACCAACUUUUCUGAACAAAGAGAAGCAUCCAGAUUAACUGAGGAUUUCCUCCCAGUGCUUGACCAUGGGUAACAAUGAAGAUGGGAAGUCCUCUAAGCCUGAAAAAUCAUCUUCACCCGUACCAGUGGAUCAGACCAAUUUUCAUGUCUAUCCUGAUUGGGCGGCCAUGCAGGCAUAUUAUGGCCCUCGGGUUGCUCUGCCACCAUACUAUAACUCGGCCAUUGCAUCUGGUCACGCACCUCAUCCAUAUAUGUGGGGCCCACCACAGCCUAUUAUGCCUCCUUAUGGAGCACCUUAUGCAGCAGUGUACUCGCAUGGAGGAGUAUAUGCGCAUCCAGCUGUUCCAAUUGGAUCGCAUCCUCAUGUCCCUGGUGUUCCAUCAGCUCCUGCUGCUGCAACACCUGUGAGUGUAGAAACACCUACAAAGUCUACUGGAAAUACAGAUCAAGGUUUAAUGAAGAAAUUGAAAAGAUUUGAUGGGCUUGCGAUGUCAAUAGGCAAUGCUAGUAGUAACACAGAGAGUGCCGAGGGUGGGGACCACAGGCUGUCUCAGAGUGUGGAGACUGAAGGUUCCAGUGAUGGAAGUGAUGGAAAUACAGCUGGGGGAAGGAAAAGGAGUUGUGAGGGGAAACCAACCAUUGCAGUUGGAGAGAUGAGAACUGAGACACAAGCCAGGUCCGUUCCUACUGGGAAGGUGGGUGGAUCUCCUGAUAAGGUAUUGGUUGCUGCUGCCGCUUCUGCUAGUGCUUCAGGAAAAUCUUUGGGAGCUGUAGUUUCUUCUGGCAUGAGCACAGCAUUGGAGCUCAGAAACCCUCCUAUGGAUGCUGCUAAGGCCAAUGCAGCUAACAUUCCACAACCUUGUCAAGUUCUGCCUUCUGAAGCCUGGAUACAGAAUGAGCGGGAGCUGAAACGGGAGAGGAGGAAACAAUCAAAUCGAGAAUCUGCUAGACGGUCAAGAUUGAGGAAACAGGCUGAGAGUGAAGAACUUGCUCGUAAAGUCGAAUCCUUGACCUCUGAGAAUUUGGCACUUAAAUCAGAAAUGAAUCAAUUGAUUGAGAAAUCUGAGAAACUAAGGCUGGAAAAUGCGGCAUUGCUGGAGAAGCUCAAGAAUUCACAGUUAGGACGUAAGCAAGAGGUUAUUUUAAACGGCAGUGAGAAGCAGAGUGCCUCAGCUGUUAGUACGGAGAACCUAUUGUCAAGAGUUAGUAAUUCUACCUCUGUUGAUAGAAGCAAAGGGGAAGAUGAGGAGCUGUAUGAGAGAAGCUCAAACCCGAGGGCCAAGCUGCAUCAACUCCUGGGUGCAAGUCCAAGAACCGAUGCAGUGGCUGCAGGCUAAUCUUAGAGAAUAGUUAUUGUCUAUAGUUUCGUUUUAAUCUUAAAAUUACAGGCAACCAUGUAGUUUUGGCAUAUUACAAGCCCAAAAUUACUUCUAACGGCCAGCAGUGGGAUUGGAAUCCAUCUCUUAGACUUUUAAUCCACUUGUUAGUUUUCUCAUGGCAGAACUCUGCAUGUGCUGUAAUGGUGACUGAAAGGUAAUGUAAAUUGAAGAGAACCAGAGAUCUGGUCUGGGGAAGGUGUUGAAACUUUUAAUAUGCAUAUGUCUGCGGUUUUUACUGA